Molecule: messenger RNA, 6728 nt
Organism: Tachysurus vachellii
Lineage: Eukaryota; Metazoa; Chordata; Actinopteri; Siluriformes; Bagridae
Gene: slc4a8
Product: solute carrier family 4 member 8
Exons: 25
Coding region: 274-3582 (1102 amino acids)
Biological process (GO): monoatomic anion transport; transmembrane transport; bicarbonate transport
Cellular component (GO): plasma membrane
Molecular function (GO): monoatomic anion transmembrane transporter activity; sodium:bicarbonate symporter activity; solute:inorganic anion antiporter activity
Source: RefSeq, a predicted model, not a curated record
AAGCGGAUCGCUGGGAUGUGAGCGCGCGCAGCCUCCGGAGCCAGAAACGACGCUCAGAGCGCAGGGAUAAACACCUUCGUGUUAUUAUCGUUAUCAUCAUAAAACUGAUCCUUACAGCUUCGGUAGUUUUUUUUUUUUACUUGUUUCCACGAUGGCUGUCCCGGAUAAGCUGCUCUCGUACCCAGUAAACUGACAGGAAGACUUUCCGUGCUGCAUCCCGUCUCCUAGAGCUGCAUCCCGUCUCCUAGAGCUGCCUCGCCUCUGGAAUUUAAAAUGCCUGCAGAAAACAGCGACCAGGAGAGCAUGCUGAGCUACCAGAGACCCGGUGAGGAGGUUGUUGUGGAUCAGGGUGGCACAAGCUCAGUCUUAAACAUCCACUAUGAGAAAGAGGAGCUGGAGAGUCAUAGGACACUGUUUGUUGGAGUGAGGAUGCCUCUGGGCCGUCAGUCUCACCGCCAUCACAGACCUCACAGCUCCAAACACCGCAGGAGAGAGAGGACAAGAACCGGGAGCCUAGUGCAGGAUAGUGACCUUACAGAGACCUCACACGACACACCAUCACAGAGGGUGCAGUUUAUUCUGGGCACAGAGGAGGAUGAAGAACACGUUGCUCAUGAGCUGUUCACUGAGCUGGAUGAGAUCUGCGUUAAAGACGGUAAAGACGCCGAGUGGAAGGAGACAGCCAGGUGGCUAAAGUUCGAGGAGGACGUGGAGGACGGAGGAGAGAGGUGGAGUAAACCCUACGUGGCCACUCUGUCUUUGCACAGCCUGUUCGAGCUGCGCAGCUGCAUCAUCAACGGCACCGUCCUGUUGGACAUGAGAGCCAGCUGCAUCGAGGAGAUCGCCGACAUGGUGCUGGACCAUCAAGAGGCAGCUCACGAGUUAGACGACAGUGUGAGGGUGAAGGUUCGAGAAGCUCUGCUGAAAAGGCAUCACCACCAAAGCGAUAAGAGGAGAUCCAACCUCCUGCCCAUGGUAAAAUCUCUGACCGACUCCGGCAGGAAGCAGAGUGAACCCCACAGUCUGGACAAGGCCGGUCAUGCCACAUCUUCUCAACCUUUUCCUGUAACUGCUGAAGCGAAGAACGGGGCAGGGCAGGAUACCGGACAAGUGGACCUCAGUAAGGUGGACACACACUUCAUGAAGAAAAUCCCUACCGGAGCUGAAGCCUCUAACGUGCUGGUGGGAGAGCUGGACUUCCUGGAGAGACCUAUCGUAGCGUUCGUCCGACUUUCACCUGCGGUUCUGCUAACAGGACUCACUGAAGUACCCAUACCAACCAGGUUCAUGUUCAUUCUUCUCGGGCCGGACGGAAAAGCUCAGCAAUAUCACGAGAUCGGACGAUCCAUGGCAACCAUAAUGACCGAUGAGAUUUUUCAUGAUGUAGCAUACAAGGCUAAGAACCGGAGCGACCUUCUGGCUGGGAUUGAUGAGUUUUUGGAUCAGGUGACUGUUUUGCCACCUGGUGAGUGGGACCCUUCUAUACGCAUUGAACCGCCAAAAAGUGUUCCCUCACAGGAGAAAAGGAAGAUGCCUGGCGUUCCCAACGGGACAUCUGGUCCUGCCGAGGAGGAGCCACUUGGGGAACACCACGGACCAGAACUACAGAGAACUGGGAGGUUGUUUGGUGGUUUGAUUCUGGAUGUGAAACGAAAGGCUCCCUUUUACCUGAGCGAUUUUAGAGAUGGGUUGAGUCUGCAGUGUGUGGCGUCGUUCCUCUUCCUCUACUGUGCCUGCAUGUCUCCUGUAAUUACCUUCGGUGGGUUGCUGGGGGAAGCGACAGAGGGACGCAUUAGCGCUAUUGAGUCUUUGUUAGGAGCCUCGAUGACAGGCGUGGCCUACUCUCUGUUCGCCGGUCAGCCGCUCACUAUUCUCGGCAGUACCGGACCUGUUCUGGUGUUCGAGAAAAUACUUUUCAAGUUCUGCAAAGAUUAUGAACUGUCGUACCUGUCUCUACGCACCUGUAUCGGCCUGUGGACGGCCUUCCUGUGUUUUAUCCUGGUUGCAACCGAUGCUAGCUCCCUGGUCUGCUACAUCACUCGCUUCACAGAGGAAGCCUUCGCUGCUCUCAUCUGCCUCAUCUUCAUCUACGAGGCCUUUGAGAAACUCAUACAUCUGGGAGAACUUUACCCUGUCAACUCACACAGUGACCUGGAUAAACUCACACUGGCCUACUGUAAAUGUGCAAUGCCUGACAACCCCAGUAAUAAAACUCUGACGAUGUGGAGUGAGACGAACAUCACAGCGUCUGAAGUGCCGUGGAGCAACCUCACUGUGAAGGAGUGUUUAAAUCUGCAUGGCCAGUUUGUCGGGACAGCUUGUGGUCAUCAUGGCCCCUACACUCCUGACGUGCUCUUCUGGUCAGCCAUCUUGUUUUUCUCCACCUUCUUCCUGUCUGCUUUCUUCAAGCAGUUCAAGACCAGCAGAUAUUUUCCAACACGGGUGCGAUCUAUGAUCAGUGAUUUUGCCGUCUUCCUGACAAUCGUUCUAAUGGUGCUGAUUGACUAUGCAAUUGGAGUGCCAUCACAAAAACUACAAGUGCCAAGCAAAUUUAAGCCUACACGGGAUGACCGUGGCUGGCUGAUUAACCCGAUAGGUCCGAACCCUUGGUGGACGGUUCUGGCAGCGGCAAUACCAUCCGUGCUUUGCACAAUCCUCAUAUUCAUGGACCAACAAAUCACAGCUGUCAUCAUUAACCGCAAAGAACACAAACUCAAGAAGGGCUGUGGCUACCACUUGGACCUGUUGAUGGUGGGGGUAAUGCUGGCUGUGUGUUCAGUGAUGGGCUUGCCGUGGUUCGUAGCAGCGACAGUACUUUCAAUCUCCCACGUGAACAGUCUAAAACUGGAGUCAGAAAGCUCCGCCCCUGGAGAGCAGCCAAGGUUCCUGGGUAUCAGAGAGCAGAGACUAACCGGCCUGCUCAUUUUCCUGCUCAUGGGCUGCUCUGUGUUUAUGACCGGUGCUUUACAGUUUAUCCCCAUGCCAGUGCUGUAUGGAGUGUUCCUUUACAUGGGAGCUUCAUCUCUCAAAGGCAUUCAGUUCUUUGACCGUCUGAAGUUGUUCGGCAUGCCAGCAAAACAUCAGCCAGACUUCAUCUAUCUUCGGCAUGUUCCUCUAAGGAAAGUUCACUUGUUCACCAUCACACAGCUCACCUGUCUUGUACUUUUGUGGGUCAUCAAGACGUCCCCAGCCGCCAUCGUCUUCCCUAUGAUGGUGCUGGCGCUGGUCUUCAUCCGUAAACUGCUGGAUUUCUGCUUCAGCAAACGGGAGCUGAGUUACCUCGAUGACCUUAUGCCUGAGAGCAAAAAGAAGACACUUGAUGAUGCGUCUAAAAAGGCAGAGGAGCAGGAGUCACAGGAGAUGCUGGUUGAUGACUCAGACAGAGGAGACGAGAAAAACACGGUGAGGAUCCCGAUGGAGAGCAGCAAGCUGAUACAGUCUCCUAAAACACCAGACCCAAGGACUGACCCCUCUGACAUCAACAUCUCAGAUGAGAUGUCUAAAACUACAGUCUGGAAGUCACUUAGCUCCAAUCACAAAGACACACAGCGUGCACCAGGUCUCAAAAAGGAUGGCCGGUGAAGAGCCACACAGGACCUGCGAAUUCAUCAAGCAGUUCAUUAACAUCGUUCUUUCUCUCUCUCUCUCUCUCUCUCUCUCUCUCUCUCUCUCUGAAACCCACACAAGAUACACACUACAUACCAUUAACCCUCCUUAUAGCCAUGAGGUGUGAGUGUGUAUACGAUGUCUGUGUGUUUAGUGUGUGCAUAGAGGAGUAUGAUUCUCUACCCCUGUUUCAUUUUAGCACUUUAACGCUGUCUAGAACGUCACAGUCACCGUACACAAAGCGUGGAUUUUAUUUUUAGGUGUCAAGAUAUUAAAUGUCUCCCAUUCCUGCUCAACAUGUGCGCUGUGGUGCGUCAUUGAAAUUAUUAAUAACCUCAGUAGUGAGAGUGAAAUUUCGAAGAAGUUGAGUAAAUGAAGUUUUUUUUUUUUUUUAAUAAGAUAGUGACCCAAAUUGUGCAAGCAGGUUUUAGAGUCUGAAUUACAAGCAGUUAAAGGGAUAUUCCAGUGUUUUUCAGGGUCUGCUCAGAUGUAUGUGGAUAUUUCUGAAAAAUAAGCUUGUCUGUGUUUUUGUCCCUGGGAAUGACUCAAGAUCUAUUGCAAACCUGACCAAGAUAUGAAUGAAUGAAUGAAUGAAUGAUUGAUUGAUUGAUUGAUUGAUUGAUUGAUUGAUUGAUAGAAUUUGACUCUUUCUGUUAUACCAUAUUGGUGUUUCUUCCCAAAUUUCUCCAUGGCUGCAUCUUAAUCAGCUCUCUAGCUCCCUAGGUGGUGAAUCAGUACAUCAUGUACUGCUCAGAACCGUAGCUCACUACAUGCUGGGACUCAGAUGACUCAGUUUCAAAGAUUGAAAUAACUACAUACUCACAUUGUUAUAAAACCUCACAACUACCAUUUAUCACCAACAGAAAGGUUUGUUAUCUCUCACAUUUUUUUUGAAAUUAUUUUUUCAAUGGUGCUUCCUGGAAGAUUGCAGGCUCACUAAUGGGUUCUUUUAAAAUCGUUAAACAAUUAAAAGUUGUAAGUCUACAACAAACUGUAUAUAGAAUAUCAAAUAAAGAGAAAAAUCAUUAAGUCAUCAUUUGAGAUUGAAAUGGAAAUCUGGAACAUUUUCUUGCCAGACCACCAGAGGGCAACCCUGCACAUUCUGAGUAACUCUUCUUUGGUCGUGUUUCAUUUCCCUCCUUUUAUUGUGUGUCCCUCGUUUUAUUGUGUGUAUCGACUGUUUCCCAGUCGAUCAGUCCACCUGUCUAAAGUCAAUUUGUGUUUGUGGGCCAUUUUGUUGUCUAGCUGCUGUUUCUUACCUGUGUGAACCCGUGUGUUUGCAGAGACCAGUUUAAUCUAGUUCUUGUGAAGUUUGUUCAGCACUGAAAUUAUAGAGAAAUCCCUCUCUUUCCUCUGCCUUCUUCUCUGAAUCAUGACAGAGAGCUAGGACAAAAAUAACAAGCAUCAUUUCCUGUUUUUUUCAGGCUGCGAGGCUUAUUAUUUCAGGGAACGUAGUGAGCAGCAAUGCUUCCUGGGUUUUUGUGGUGCAUUGUGGGAGUUAUUUAAUGAGCGAACCUUCUAGAAGGAUUUUGCAAUUGAGUGAGAAUGGAUUGAGUCGGGGGGGCACGGUGGCUUAGUGGUUAGCACGUUUACCUCACACCUCCAGGGUCAGGGUUCGAUUCCCGCCUCCACCUUGUGUGUGUGGAGUUUGCAUGUUCUCCCCGUGCCUCAGGGGUUUCCUCCGGGUACUCCGGUUUCCUCCCCCGGUCCAAAGACAUGCAUGGUAGGUUGAUUGGCAUCUCUGGAAAAUUGUCCGUAGUGAAUGAGUGUGUGUGUGUGUGUGCCCUGCGAUGGGUUGGCACUCCGUCCAGGGUGUAUCCUGCCUUGAUGCCCGAUGACGCCUGAGAUAGGCACAGGCUCCCCGUGACCAGAGGUAGUUUGGAUAGGCGGUAGAAGAUGAAUGAAUGAAUGGAUUGAGUCACAGCGUUUCUCUUCCGCUCUUGUUAUUCUUGCGUUGUUUAACGUAACCAUUUAAUAUCGCCACCUCCAAGGGGAAGAUGUUGACCUCCAACAAAGCCACCAAAUCUUCCUAUAUUCUACCUGGGAUUUUCAACAAGAUUUUUUUUAUCAAUGUGGCAGCGACGAAACGUUUAGAAAAACAUUAGGUUGUAAAACACUGGACUAUUCCUUUAAUUCUAAUAGUAACAUGAUAAUAAAAACCCUCUGUUUUGAGUGGAUGCUUUCUGUUAGACAGCAGUGAAAAUCAGCAAUAAAGGACAAUAACAGAUGAUAAUCAAUCAUUUAAAAAAAUCUGAGUAAUAAAAAUAAAAUAUAUACAAAAAGCAGCUAUGAAGUGGAAGAAAACUUAUCAGAUUAUUUUUUAUGCUUAUGUAUUUAAUCCAGCUCUCCAUCAACACCCUUCUUAUCGUUCUUUACCAAGCUUGGGCAGAAAAGAAAACUUUCAUGUACUUGAAAUAACGGUAAGCGAUUAAAUAAAACGUUGAGGUUUAUUUGUUAUAUAAAUUUAUGUAUCCGUCAGUCAGGGUGUCGUUGACGGUUGUUAAGGGUUUGGUCAUCGUGUUGAGGUUAAAUGACAACAUUAGCUUUGCUCAUCAAAGGAAAACUCCACCCUGAGUCAAAUUAAACAUUUAUUAUUAUGAUGAAAUGUUUGUGUUGUUGAUUCUGGUGCUAAAUUUCCAUAUUAAGCAUUAUUCGCUUAAUAUUAUCUGCAUGAUAUGGGCAAAGCCCCGCUGCAUCGGUGAUGAGCAAAUCCUGCUGCUCCACAAUCACCAGGAAUUGUGGUUAAUGUAGGAAAGUGUUUCAAAUUAAAAAUAAUAAAAAAAAAAUAUUGAAUUAUCUUUCAGGGUGGAGUUUUAAAACAGAUUUUAGAGGCUCUUUAAUACUCCUCAGGGUUUAAAGUUCAGGCGUUUGGUUAAAGCCACAGCUGAGUUGAUUUUUAAAAGCCAUUUAAAGGAAUACUCCAGCAGGUUUUAAACUAAUGUCCAGUCCAAUGCCAGUGACUUCCAAUGUAAGUGAAUUCGGCUGUAAGUAUUUUAACUCGUUUCAUUUUACAGAGGAAACAAUAAAAUUCAGUUACAUGGAAGUAAAUGGAAAUGAAAUGCAAUAGAAAUGUAUGAAAAAAAUGCUGGAGUCUCCUUCAUUGAUUGUGCACAGGAUUUUUU